GGUUGAGCAGUUCGCCAUGCAGGACACGGGGUUGGUGCAGACGCGCUACCAUCAGUACCAGGUGGUGGGCAGGCUGAAGCCUUCGGCUGAGAAGGGUACACGCAAGGCAGACAUCUACAAGAUGAACAUCUUUGCUCCCAACAAGGUUGUGGCCAAGUCCAGGUUCUGGUACUACAUGUCCCUCCUCAAGCGAGUGAAGAAGGCCAACGGAGAGAUUCUUCAGAUCAAUGAGAUCUUCGAGAAGAAGCCUUCCACUGUCAGCAACUAUGGCAUCUGGAUGCGUUAUGACUCUCGUACUGGUCACCAUAACAUGUACAGGGAGUACCGUGAUGUCUCCAUCUGCGGAGCCGUCUCCAAGAUGUACCAGGAUGUGGCUGCUCGCCAUCGUUCGCGCUUCAGCAACGUGCAGAUCGUCCGCACUGCCCAGGUGCCCGAUGACAUGCUCCGCAAGACCUGGAACAAGGAAUACCUCGAGAAGGACAUCAAGUUCCCUAUCACCCAUCGCGUCCUUCGCCCAUCCUCCAAGGCUCUCAAGAAGACUUUUGUUGCUCGCAGACCCCGUACCUGCUUCGACAAUUAGAAAGUUUAUUUUAUCUUCACAGAGUAAAGAGUCGUUUUGCC
Messenger RNA from Guillardia theta CCMP2712, 621 nucleotides. RefSeq names its product large subunit ribosomal protein L18Ae, cytoplasmic (gene RPL18Ae). The coding region runs from base 17 to 580 and encodes 187 amino acids. Gene Ontology annotation, cellular component: cytosolic large ribosomal subunit; ribosome. The transcript has 2 exons. Lineage: Eukaryota; Cryptophyceae; Pyrenomonadales; Geminigeraceae. Gene Ontology annotation, molecular function: structural constituent of ribosome. Gene Ontology annotation, biological process: translation. The record is from RefSeq and is a predicted model, not a curated record.